Messenger RNA from Ostrea edulis (European flat oyster), 4005 nucleotides. RefSeq lists its product as uncharacterized. The coding region runs from base 274 to 3537 and encodes 1087 amino acids. Gene Ontology annotation, biological process: protein ubiquitination; Notch signaling pathway. The transcript is spliced from 6 exons. NCBI's taxonomy places the organism in Eukaryota, Metazoa, Mollusca, Bivalvia, Ostreida, Ostreidae. The record is from RefSeq and is a predicted model, not a curated record.
GAGAGAGAGAGAGAGAGAGAGUCGUUAUUGUAGAUCAGCAAUAUACUGUCAUUUUACACAUCUUUUACUACAGAGUUUCUAAAAAAAAAAAAAAAAAAAAAAAAACAAUUGAUAUCAUUAUGUGCAUGUAUUUUAUCACUGACAAUCCAUUCUUGAUAUACGAUAAAUUACUUACAGAUACGAAUGUAGAAUGAUUUACAAGGGCGGUGGAAAAGCUUAUCGUUAAACGUCCGAUAUGAAAUUACACUGCUUUAUGAUGCCCAAUGCAAAUAAAUGAGAAAUGAUAACAAUCAGAAAUCAGUUGGUAUCGCAUUCAGUCCGUUUUAUUUUCUUGCAGACCUUGAUGACUUAAAAGAAGACGUAAAAAUGGACGACGUCGCAAUAAGGACAUUUGGAGAACCUGAAUCAUUACAAUUAAUUAAAUUGUUCCAAGAUAAGAUUGACACCCUGAACAAAUCGGACAAUUGUAUGAAAAUAAUUAUUACCCGGGAAAACAAUGAAUAUCGAGUUGUGAUUGAGUGCAAUAAAAAACCAAAACCACAAGAAUAUGCAGAUAAUAAACAUGCAUUCAUGAAAAAGUGGUUAGAAGACAUUAAGGGAGGUACCUUGAAAGUUGACGAUGAAGAGGAAAGGGCCAUUGUUGAAAAAGAAUUGGAAAAGAACAAAGUCUGUUUUACAAUUUCGGAGAAAAAUUUACAUUUUCGCAUAUAUACAAGAAAGGAAGAAGAACUGAAACAAAUUAUGAGAAACAUGCACAAACUUCUUCAAAGAACUUAUGUAGAUGAUUCCUUGUCCCAAACUAAAUCCACAACACAGUCAGCAGCAGAAGCAUCUGUUAAACCCCCCAAGGACAUCCCCCAAAAAGACGAUGAGAAAGUAACAACCACAUCUAAGAAAACAACUACUGGGAGUUCAAAAGGCGAUGCAAAAGUAACAACCGCAUCUGUGAAACCUCCUACUGGGGGUUCAAAAGACGAUGCGAAAGUAACAACCGCAUCUGUGAAACCUCCUACUGGUGGUUCAAAAGACGAUGCAAAAGUAACAACCGCAUCUGUGAAACCUCCUACUGGGGGUUCAAAAGACGAUGCGAAAGUAACAACCGCAUCUGUGAAACCUCCUACUGGGGGUUCAAAAGACGAUGCGAAAGUAACAACCACAUCUAAGAAAACAACUACUGGGAGUUCAAAAGGCGAUGCAAAAGUAACAACUGCAUCUGUUAAACCUCCUACUGGGGCUUCAAAAGAGGAUGGGAAAGGAAAAGCCGCAUCUAUGGAAUUUCCAACUGGGGGUUCAAAAGAGGAUGGGAAAGAAACAAGCACAAAAGCGGGCAAACAAAAGAUAAAUAAAUCAAAUAUUAUCGCAGCAGACUCAAACAGACUACAAAAUCACGUGCCAGAGCGCGAUUCAAAAUCUGCUACCGAAGCCAAAACCAAUUCACGAGUCCCAAAAAUGAAACUGGAUAUUACCUUGAAGGAUGGAUUGAUAGUAAGGAUAUACAAGGCUGAUAUCACAGCUAUCACUUUGGACGCCAUUGUAAACCCAGCCAAUGGCACACUUCAAAAUACGGGUGGUGCUGCAUAUGCCAUAUCAAAGGCUGCGGGUGUUAAAUUUGACAGAGAGUGUGAAAAGAAAAUGAAGGAAAGGAAGCGCAUCAAAACAACAGAAAAUGUUUUGACAACAUCAGGAGAUCUUCCCUGCAAGUAUGUUAUCAAUGCAGUAGGGCCUCAGUGGGUAGACUACAAAGACAAAAUGGAUUGUCUUUACGCUCUAGAAAAAACGAUCAUAAACAUUCUUGAAACUGCAGAGAAACAAGGAAUCGUCUCCGUUGCAACACCACCCAUAAGUUCAGGUAUAUUUCGAGUACCUUGGGAAUUGUGUGCACCUAUAUACGUAAACGGUAUAGCGAAAUUUGGAAGCAAACAAAGACGCUUUCUACAGGAGGUGCAUUUAGUGGAUUUAGCAGACGACAUUCUGGAUUUGUCUUGUACCUUCUAUCAGGAAUGGAACAAGAAUAAAAAGUUGGACAUAAAACAGUUGCUUCAAAACUUCGCCCGGAAAAACCCACAGUAUAUGUCCAGAGCUGCCGUACAACAGAAAACAGAUAGAGAUCCUCUGUCUGAGGAAAAUUCUUCUCCAAAGGCGUGUGAAUAUUUGGAAAAUUCAAAAGGAAAACUAAAGUUUAUGAUAGUUGGAAAAGUGCAAGUAUUUAUAUACAGAGACAACUUAGUGAAAGCUGAAGGUAUUGACGUGCUUGUGUCACCUGAAAACAAUGCGUUUACUGGAAGCGGAGCACUCGCCCAGAGUAUACUAAAAGCUGCUGGUUGGCAAUACCAACAGCAGCAUCAGAGUAUACAGCAGAAAGUUUAUCAUAGUGGAAAAGCACUCAUGCGUGGUGAAAUCCGUAUCAUUUCUGCAGGAGAUCUGAAAUAUAAAUACGUGUUGAAUGUUGUUGUCAACCGACUUUCAAAUAAUCGCCCUCCUGGGAAGACGGAAUUGCAUGAAUUUAAAUGCAUGCUUAAGCAUGUAUUAGAGAAUUUGGAUGCACUUGCACUGUGCAACAUGAAACAAAGUCAUGACAAUUUCAGACUGAGUUCGAUUGCCAUGCCUUUGCUUGGAGCAGGUGGGAUUACGAAUCCAAUUUUCCUUGAGAGUAUAUGCUCCACUGUAUAUGAAGCGAUAGAAGAAUACACGGAAACUGCCCGGAAGUCAACCCUGAAAGAGAUACAUCUCGUGAGCUACCUGGAGGAGACAAACACUGCAUUCGCGAAAGUUUUCUUAGCCAUAUCAAAACAAGAUUACCUUCAUUUUCGCCAAAAGCCCCCAACACAAAGACCCAUGUCAGCAUCUCUUAAGUACGGAGAGGAUUUAAGAAACAGAGAUCCCGUGGAUAUUUGGAAAAUGGGGACGAGAAAGAUUCAACCAGAUUUUCAAAAGUUUGUCGACGAAAUCAAGAAUCCGCCACCAGAUAAUUGCGUCAUAUGCAUGGAUACCUUCACAAAACCAGUUAAGUUGAGAAAAUGCAACCACAUUUUUUGUAAAGAGUGCAUCAUGGUCUUUUUCUCAAUGAAAUCAGCAUGCCCUGUUUGCAAUUGUAUAUAUGGUACUAUAUACGGCGAUCAACCGAAAAAUGGAACAGCCACAAUAUACCAAGAAAAGACGUCGUUGCCUGGUCAUAAAGGUGGAACAUACGUCAUAGUUUACGAUUUUCCGAAUGGAACACAAGAGGAAUGUCACCCGGUCCCAGGAUCCUUUUUCAAGGGCACACGUCGCCUGGCAUACUUACCCGCCACCAAGGACGGUACUCCAAUUUUACACAUGCUAGAGAGAGCCUUCAAACAGGGGCUGAUAUUCACCGUAGGGUCUUCCAGGACAACUGGGUACAGCAAUGUGGUUACUUGGAACGACAUUCACCACAAAACCAGAACCACAGGAGGCCCGGAGAGGUUUGGCUAUCCUGAUCCAGAUUACCUCUUGCGCGUGCGCGAGGAACUGGAAGCGAAAGGGAUCACGGACAGGGAAGACUUGGAUCAGAAGUAGAGAGGAUCCGAUCCUUGAUGUUUUGUGAAUAGUUGCAAUGAAAACUCGUGAAUGUUUUGGUUCGAUUUUCUUUAUGUAAAACACAUACGGCUUUUACAUGUGUAUACAUUCAAUUGCCAUUUGAACAGUAUUCCGUGUUUACAAGUUCCAUACUUGAGUACAUGUACGCUUGAUUACUCCAUCCAGCUAGAAUUUAGCGGCGAUUCUUUUAUUCUACAUUAACAUGUAUUAUUUUUGUAUGUUUUUAUCUUUAUUAUAUCUUAUUUUUACCUUCAUUUCAUAGUAAUUUUUUUAAUACCACAAGUUGUAUUCGUUAAUCGAUAUUGUUACAUAUAGAAGUAGCUUGUGAUAAAUGUUUAGUGCUACUGUUGAUACUGAGUUUAGGAAAUGGCAAAACCUUUUAAUGUUUGGAAUGUUUUUCUCGUGUUUUCAAAAGCAUAAUUUUAAGAUAUACAUGUCUUCAUUCAA